This is a messenger RNA of Kogia breviceps (pygmy sperm whale), 1265 nucleotides long. RefSeq names its product chromosome 2 C2orf72 homolog (gene C2H2orf72). Lineage: Eukaryota; Metazoa; Chordata; Mammalia; Artiodactyla; Physeteridae. The record is from RefSeq and is a predicted model, not a curated record.
AUGGAGCGCGAGCUGGAGGCGCUGGCUGCCCGGCCCGCGCGCCCGGCUGAGCCGCCCUUCCAGGCGCUGGUGGAGGCGGCGGGCGGCUGCGGGCAGGUGUUGCUGGUGGGCGAACUGUGGGAGCGCGAGCAGAGCCGCGCGCUGCUGUGGGACUUCGCCCGGGCGGUGUUCCCGCCCCAGCAAGCCGCGGGCCAGCCGGGCGGCGCGGCGGCCGAGGGCGCGGGGCCCAGGGCGCCGGGGGCGCAGAAGGUGCCCGAGACCCGGGCGCGCGCCAUCCGCUCACCGCUGGUCUUCGUGCUGUGCCGCGCGUCAUCGCUGGCAGCCCGGGAGCCGCGGCGCCACCUGCGGGAGAUGCUGCGGGACGUGCGCAGCCGGCGGUGGCCCGGCGCGGCGUUGGUCGGGGUGCUGGUGGUCGAGGCGGAGCCCGAGGACGCGGUGGCCCCGGAGCUGCGGCUACUGGAGGCGCUGUUGCGCACGGUGUUCGGCCGCCAGGCCGGAGGCCCGGUGCAGGCGGCCGCCUACUGCCCCGGCCACCCGGCUUCCAGCUUGAUUGUUCAGGCGGCCGCCUGCAGGGCCCUGCAAGCCGCCGGGCCCUUGCGACCAGCAGAAGAAGCCUGGGAGAGACCCGGCCUCCCAGGACUGCUGGCAUGCUUUUCCUGGGGUCCCUGGAGCCGACGGAAGGACCCAGAUGCCACUUCCCGCAGUGACCCAGCUCAGGAUGACUUCCAGGACCCUGAGGAGGAGCUGCCACUGACAGUCGUAUAUCCCAAUGGAGACGGCAAGGAUCCCAGAAAGGGGUCAGUAGCUUGUGAUAGAGUUGCCUCCACUUCCGCUGAGCCCGCCGGAGACUUGAGAUGAAGGCUGGACCCCUGGCUGCCCUGGCUCUAACCAACAGAGAGGGGGCUGGCUCUCACUGAGCUACCCUGACUCCAUGUUGACCUUGGGAUGCUGGUAACUACAGAGCCCCACCUGCCAGGGGGCUGUUGCAUUGACCUGUUACCAGCCAGGCAGCGGGACUUACUAAGCUAAGCAGGACCUAGGAAAAUGUAUCCUCCAGGAAUCUGCUCCCCCCUCGCAUUUGCUUACUCUCUGGUCACUGUGGGGUUAUUUUUUCUCUCUGUGCCGUGGUUUCUCUAUGCCAUUGAGACAGCUGGCUAUCUGCUUUGAGGUUCUGUGGUGCUGUGGCAUCCCAUGAUUGUUUGCAUGAGUAUCCAUCAUUUCAAAAGCAGCUGGAUGAGAAAUCAUCAGGUCUGAGAGGGGAGCCU